ACGUAGGCAGGGAGGGGGGGACGUAUAAAGAAGCGGUGCUGUCGGUGAUAACUCACUGAAACAGAAGCACAGCGAAUGAGGCAACAGUAAGGAAACCUGCGGUGCUGUCCGUGAUAAUAUUCACUGAAACAGACGCACAGCGAAUGAGGCAAAAGUAGGGAAACCAAAAGGGAGAAAUAACUUUCUACUUUAAAUACACUUCCUAACAACACCGAGCUUUAUUUGUGUUAAGUAGACAUUGGCGUCUUGAGUUAGAGUAGCACGUUCAAUUAGAGAGAUUUGAGGAGUGACAAGGAGGGGAAAGUAGCCUAUCUGGUUUCACAGCACGACACCAGGAGCAUCACCUUCCCUCGCCCCCUCUUGUCCUUUCUCUGUGGUCAUGAUGUGGUCCCACUUCGCCACAAGUGCCCUUAUCCUACUGGUUGUCCUGUUGAGACUCACCCUAACCCUCCCGCUCACCGCCUCCGUGGCAACCGAGACACACAGCCCCAGCGACAGCCAUGCUCCUUCCCCUCUUGGACUUAGGCCAGCCGAGGGAGAGAAUGAAGGGAGGAAGGGCGGACUUCCACAGAGAGAGAGAGCAGAAGAGGAGGAUGAGCUUUUUGGAGACAUGGACCCCAAAAUGUUAGCAGCCGUUCUGCUGGAGGCGAUGAAUAAGCCGCACGGGGAAAGGAGGAACGGUGUGGAGGAUGGGAGCAAGGAAAAAGAGAGCGGAAAGGAGGAGAAUGAGAGAGAGAGGCAGGAGGAGGAGAAGGGAGAGGAGGUGAGAGCAGCAUUGGAUGAGGAGGGAGCAGACCGAGACAGGGACGGUCGUGAGGAGCUUGAGCUGGUGAUGGCGGCCGCUGCGGCGCAGGGCAAGGAGGAGCGAGAGAGGGAUGAGGAGGAGGAGGAGGAGAGGAAGAGAGCACAGGAGGAGGAGGAGGAAAGACUAACAGAGAAAGUGACUAGCCACACCACGAGCCAGACGAUUCCUGGAAAGGAGAAACGACCUCCGGCAGAAGGAGAAAGAGGGGAGGAGGUGGGAGUGGAGGAGGUGGGGGCCAGAGAGGAUGCGCAGCAGGGACCCCCCACCUCACAGGAGACCCAGCAAGAGGAGGAAGAGGAGCAACUAAGUCCAGAUGAAGUGCAGAACCUCCAGAGCAUGUUGGAGGAACUACAGAACUACAACACAGCUAACAAGAGAGAGAGGGAGGCCCAGGAGCAGAGAGGGAGAGAGAGCAGGGGCUACAGCCAAGACGACACAGACCAAGCCCUGAUCCACAACCAGAUAAAACCCAAAGCUAAAGGAUACCCCCGAGCCAUGUCGAAGAAGCUCAAAUGGCAAGAGGAGAUGCAGAAAGCCCUGAACAUGCCCACUUAUAGAGGAGGCAACUUCAUGGACGACUUUGACAAUCUGGCUCGCCCGGCGGCUGAGGAGGAUGAUGAGGAAAUGCUGAGCCCCGAGGAGGAAGAGAGGAGGGCGAAGGAGGAGCAGGAGGAGGUCAGGAGGCAGGCGAUGGAGGCGCAGAGGGCCAAAGCCGAGGAGGAGAAGUUGGCGGACAUAGCCUCGGACAUGCUCCUGCAGUAUAUGGUCAAACAGGACAAAGGAAAGUACCAGAACAAGAAGACCCUGCUGUCCAACGCAGCGGAGGACAAGCGCUCUGACGAGGAGGUCGUCAGCGAGGACGAUGAUAUUGAUCCUCAGACCAUUGAUAAGCUCAUCGAGAUCUCCAGUAAGCUCCACCUCCCCGCGGACGACGUCGUUGACAUCAUCAGCGACGUUGAGAAGAAGAAGAAGAAAGACGCUCCUGAGACAUUGCCCUGGCAACGACCCCAGCAAAGACCCCUGGUUUACCCAGCAGCCAAAGCCGUCAAUGCCCAGCCUUCACACCCCCGAUACCCCACCCUGAAGCAGCCUCUCCCGGCCAUCAAUCCCCUCAAGGCCUGGUUCAAGGACAAAUCCUCCAUCAAACCCUCAAAACAAGACCUCUGGAUCAAACCUCAACAGAAGUCCUUUCGGACUUCCUCCAACUAUCCUACCUAUCCCUUCUACCAACAGAAGCCCUAUCGAGGCUACUACCCAAUUUACUUCCCCCCUCCCAAGCCCAAGCCCCGCUUCUAUGCCAAGCCUUCCUUCAUGCUCAACGACCUCCUGUCGAAUUCUCUGGACUACGACUUUGAUUUCCCCCCCAAGAGGAGGUACCGUCCCUGGGUACAGCCCCGCCCGAGGAAGCCCCCCGCGGCACUCCGGCGGAACCUCUACUACCCAAAUUACUCCAGCUACCCCAACUACCUCCUCCCCCCACACCCCAGGACAUACAACCCCCUACCCGUCCCAGUCCCCAUGCCUAAACCUCGCUCGUCCCCACCCAGGGGUCAGGUUCAGCCUCGCCAUCGGCAUGGUUACUAUUACCAAGCGCCCUCAGCACCUUUGGUGACCCGGGACCAAGAUUACUAUGGGAUGCAGGGGAUAGGGAUGGGGCCGCAGCAGCAAGAUAGCAAUGAAGACCUGGAGAACUACAUUCAACAGGUCUUUAUGAAACCCAGGCCUAGGAUGUUUCAGUGAAAAGAGAGGAAAGAGAGCGAGGGGGCGGGAAGGAGGGAGGGGAAAAAGGGAGGAAGAGAGAUUUUUUUUCAGCACUUACUUUUGAUUUCAGGUUUUGUCUUGGUUUUGUCUCUUUAAAGUACUGUUAGAUUUUUGUCAAAGAGCAACACAAAUUACAUGUAGCUUUUUUUUGUAUAGAGUAAAAAUUCACUUGCAGAUAGAAAAGUGAGGGAGUCGGGACGACACACAUCCAUGAAACUGAAGCUGUUGUCCAAAAUGACUGAAAGAGGGGCACUAAACCAAUCACAUAAAGAACUAUAGAACAUACAGAACUAUAGAACACUGACUCUAUAGACUCAUCUCAUCAUCCUGGAAAAUAUGAGGGAGCGUCGGCGUCGUUCAGAAGACCAACAUUGAGGGGAAAUUGCAAAUGGCACCCUAUUCCCUAUGUUGCGCAAUACUUUUGACCAGGGUCCAUGGGGCUCUGGUCAAAAGUAGUGCACUAUAUAUAUGGGAUAGGGUGCCAUUUGGGACUCUGCCUGACUCAUGUUGCCUGUAAUCCAAAACUCAUACAAGAGACUUACAGUUGUUAACAAAUACACAGAUGUCAAUGUUUGGAACCAAAAUGCACAGUCAAGUGUGUUUAUAUUCCAAAAGACUAGCCAUCGCUAUUGGAGAAGAGGCCCCAAUGGAUAUAAAGCCUUACCAAUGUGUAUCUGUUAUGUUUUAUUGUUAUACGUCAUUGAUUGUUUACAGAAAAUGAAGCUUGCAAAAAAAUAUAGAAUUGGACCUUUUCAAGAACUCACAGAUACAAACAGUUAUCGUCAAGGACAGAGAAAGUCAUUGUUAUUGUAUUGAUACCCUUGAUGAUACGGUGCCAUACUGUACGCAAAUGCAGUCACUAUUUAUUAAUCAAAUAUAUUGUUUGUUUUUUAUUAUUUGUUACUUGUCUGUUUUUAUCACUUCUGUUUUGUUAUUUCCUGUCGUUAUCACAGUGAGUUUGUUUUUAAAAAACGGUUACAUUUUUAUGUCAAUUGCCCGUCUGUACACUUUUUGAUUAUUUUAUAAAUAUUAUUAUUUUAUUUAUUUGAUGUACUUGUAAUGUACUUGUGUUUUUUCUACAAAGCAGUGCUAAGAUUUACACAUUCAUACAUUCCAAAUAUUUGUAAGACAAAGUGAUUUUAAAGGAAAGAAACUGAAAGUACUGAAAUACAGUUUUAUAUUGCCUUAUUAUGAUUUCCCCCUCAUCUUGCUAAGACUGUUGACUUUGUAAAGGGGGUAGAAUUGAGUUAAGCCCUUGUAGAGAAAUUGGGUUGUGAUCACAAUUCCAUUAAAUCUGAAAUUCGAUUCACAAAUUGACAUUUUUGGGGGAAUUUUUCAAUGAAACUGACUUGAUUUGAAAUGGAAUUGUCCCUCACAUACUCCCGAUGAAUGAGUGAAAUGAAAUGAGAAUAGGGAAAAGAAACUGAAAAAGGAUUUUCACUCUGUGCUACUGUAGAGAAACCAAUAUGUCUCUGUGUUUAUGCCUUUAGAUGCUGGAAAGGACUUUGAUUCAGUAUCUCACCACAAAAAAAAAAAGGAUUUUGUGUUAUUGGAAAUCAGUAUCUAAUCACCUACAAAUCCUUACUCGAUCAAUAUUUCCUUGUAAACGAAACCCCAACAAAAAUCUUUUUUUUUGUCACCCUCAUGUCUUUAAAUAACCAUGUGGCAAUCUCGUAGCUGAGACAGGACUUGUGUCCCAAAUUGUGUCCUAUUCCCUUUAAUAGUGCACUACUUUUGAACAGAGCCCUAUGUGCACCAUAUAGGGAAAAGCGUGCCAUUUGGGAUGCACCCAUUGGCUUGGCUAGCAUCAAAGCUCAAUCAAACACAGCAGAGACAAUCUCAAAGUGAAACCAUAUUCAAUGUGACUGACGCCACAGACACCAAUGAAAAAUCCAUUAUUUUAGAGAAGCGAUGAGGGGAGAAACACUGGGAAAACAUUGGGAGUGGUGUUUGAUUUGAAAUGUGUGUUCUGCUUAACUGCGAUUUAGACUUAGACCAUAGGGCUCUGGUCAAAAGGAGCUCACUAUAUCGGGAAUCGGUGCCAUUUGGGACGUACCUUUAGGACUGUUUCAAUUCACUCAACUGAACUCAUUGCAUUUUGGCAUUUGAGUGGGUCCACUAGAAACACUGAUCGAAGGGGACAGAAUUGGCCUUUCAAACCUCCUACUCAAUACUGAAGUGUAAGAUAUCUGCUGUAGGAGAGAGAGAGAGACAGAGAUUAUAUGGAAGGUCAUGAAAGUGGGGAGAGUAUACCUAAACAUUACUUCCACUUUGAAACAGAUUUGUUUGUUUUUUGUUUCUUUUACAAAAGAGAGGGAGGGAAAGAGAACAUUUACAGGGAUGAAAAAGAAAGACAAGAUAGUAGACAGUGUCUGCUGCACGUUUCUGUGUGCCUGCAUCUAAAAUGUGUUGCUUCUUUUUGAUGAACUUAUCGAGCAUUAAAUAAAAGUAUAAAAAAAAUCUAAAAGGAUAACUAAAAGAUGACUUUAUAGACGUACGAAGUACCAGAAAAAAAACCUGUUGAAGUCUUGUAUGAGGAUGUUCUGAUCUAUGUGUUCUAUUUCUAGAUGUACCUUGUACCUAUGUCGUAAUAAACAUGCGUAUUGCUGUUUGUAAAUAACCGCAUGUAUCCAUGAUGACUAGUUUUGCUACACAGAGAGAAAUAAAUAAAAUCAACUAUUUUUAUUA
Messenger RNA from Salmo salar (Atlantic salmon), 5254 nucleotides. RefSeq names its product VGF nerve growth factor inducible (gene vgf). The record is from RefSeq and is a predicted model, not a curated record. Gene Ontology annotation, molecular function: neuropeptide hormone activity. NCBI's taxonomy places the organism in Eukaryota, Metazoa, Chordata, Actinopteri, Salmoniformes, Salmonidae.